Molecule: messenger RNA, 597 nt
Organism: Thlaspi arvense
Lineage: Eukaryota; Viridiplantae; Streptophyta; Magnoliopsida; Brassicales; Brassicaceae
Source: the annotation of a GenBank genome assembly
AUGGCCACUCAAGCUGCUGCUGCCGCCUCAUUCAAUGGCAACCUAAAGAAAGCUAUGGCAGGUAUAAGGCGCAUCAAUCUCGACGGUCUUCGUUGGCGAGUAUUUGAUGCCAAAGGCCAGGUUCUCGGUAGACUAGCAUCUCAGAUAUCAACCGUGCUUCAAGCCAAAGAUAAGCCGACGUAUUGUCCCAACCGCGAUGAUGGGGAUAUUUGUAUUGUGCUCAAUGCUAAAGAAAUAGGCGUCACAGGAAGAAAGCUCACCGACAAGUACGUUGGACACCUGAAAGAACGGAGUCUCAAAGAUCAGAUGGCCAAAGACCCCACUGAGGUCAUCCGUAAGGCUGUCUGGCGCAUGCUUCCAAGUAACAAUUUGCGUGAUGACAGAGAUCGGAAGCUGAGGAUAUUCGAAGGCAAUGAGCAUCCUUUUGGGGACAAGCCACUCGAGCCAUUCGUGAUGCCGCCUCGUAGGGUCAGAGAGAUGCGACCGCGCGCAAGGCGUGCAAUGAUCCGUGCCCAGAAGAAGGCAGAUCAGGCAGAAAAUGGUGGAACAGAGGUCAAGAAAGGCAAGAAGAGGACUCCCUCUCAAGUAACUGCGUAG